Dioscorea cayenensis subsp. rotundata (Guinea yam) is the source of this 1600-nucleotide messenger RNA. RefSeq names its product nicotinamide adenine dinucleotide transporter 1, chloroplastic-like. The transcript has 9 exons. Gene Ontology annotation, biological process: NAD transmembrane transport. The coding region runs from base 191 to 1147 and encodes 318 amino acids. NCBI's taxonomy places the organism in Eukaryota, Viridiplantae, Streptophyta, Magnoliopsida, Dioscoreales, Dioscoreaceae. Gene Ontology annotation, molecular function: NAD transmembrane transporter activity. The record is from RefSeq and is a predicted model, not a curated record.
AAACCCGACCCGUUAUCAUCCCUGCUCCUCCCUCACCGUUCACCAUCUCGAAAGCGAAAAAGCCGAAGAUCCCGAUUCCCUCCAUCGCCUUCACUCUUUCCUUCGCGUCUUCCCGCUUUCCAAACCUCAUCAAUGGAGCCCUAGAACCAGAGCUCCUCCGCCAUCGUUCGAACAAGAAGAGCACCUCGGCAUGUCCCAAGAUCCCCAUGUCCCUACUCCCCGUGAUCUUCUCUGCAACGCCAUCGCCGGCGCUUCCGCUGGAGCCAUUGCGGCUACAUUCGUGUGCCCGCUUGAUGUGAUCAAGACGCGGUUCCAGGUUCAUGGCCUCCAGCGCACGCAUCUGUCCGAGAGCCAUGGGAGUAUCAUUAUUUCCAGCCUGGAAAGAAUUGUAAAAGCAGAAGGCUUCAGAGGAUUGUAUCGUGGUCUCUCUCCUACAAUUUUGGCUCUACUUCCAACCUGGGCAGUGUACUUCACUGUUUAUGAGAAGCUCAAAGGCCUACUUCACUCACAUGGUGCUGUUGAUGAAAGAAACCAGCUCUCGCUUGGUGCAAAUGUCAUUGCUGCCUCCUGUGCAGGAGCUGCAACAGCUACUGCCACCAAUCCAUUGUGGGUUGUUAAGACAAGACUUCAAACGCAAGGAAUGAGGCCUGAUGUGGUCCCUUAUACAAGCACAUAUUCUGCUUUGGGAAGAAUUUUGCGUGAAGAGGGUAUUCGAGGACUAUACAGUGGCCUUCUUCCUUCCUUGGCUGGUGUUUGCCAUGUAGCUAUUCAGUUUCCAGCGUAUGAAAGGAUCAAGUCUUACUUAGCAAAAAGAGAAAACACAACUGUGGAUAAGCUCAGUCUUAAAAAUCUGGCUAUUGCUUCAGCUUCAUCAAAGGUACUUGCAUCAACAAUGACGUAUCCCCAUGAGGUUGUGCGGUCAAGGCUGCAAGAACAAGGUCAUGCACGCAACUCUGCAAACCAUUAUACUGGUGUUGCAGAUUGCAUCAAGAAAGUCUUUCGAAAGGAGGGCUUCCCCGGCUUUUAUCGCGGUUGUGCCACAAAUUUGUUGAGAACUACUCCUGCGGCUGUUAUUACAUUCACUAGUUAUGAGAUGAUUCAAAGAUUUUUACGGCAAGUUCUUCCACCAGAACAAAAUCACUCAUGAUCACAUCCAGAAUGUGAUAACCAGAUCAAAUCCGAGAAUGCUGGAGAAAAAGAUGACACAAAUUCCCGGCCAACACAAAACCAAUUGACAGAUAAAACUCAGCAAGAUACAAUGACUUGUUGCUCCACUUUUUGAUUUGGGUUGACAAGGUGCACUUUUUUGAAUGAAAAAAAAUAAUCAUACCAACAUGUAGGAUUUCUCUGUGACAUCAGGAUGCAUGAGAGGUAAUAAGCCAUUGCCAAUUGAGAGAUUGCGACUUGACUUGAGUUUCAUUUUUUUUUUUUCUUAAUUUUGUUUCAACUGAGAUAGUUGUAUUGUUCAUCUUGAUGUAAUUUGUGAAACCUUUGAUGUGGUGUGGUGAGAAUUCCAUAUCCAUGAUCACUGGCUUUGUUAAUCAGUGAACAAGGGAAGCACGGCAUGCUGUGUUGAAGGAUAACAUGGCAUCUUAAUUUA